This is a messenger RNA of Brassica napus (rape), 1177 nucleotides long. RefSeq names its product ubiquinone biosynthesis protein COQ9, mitochondrial. The record is from RefSeq and is a predicted model, not a curated record. Gene Ontology annotation, cellular component: mitochondrial inner membrane. Bases 101 to 1006 code for a protein of 301 amino acids. The transcript is spliced from 6 exons. Gene Ontology annotation, biological process: ubiquinone biosynthetic process. Lineage: Eukaryota; Viridiplantae; Streptophyta; Magnoliopsida; Brassicales; Brassicaceae. Gene Ontology annotation, molecular function: lipid binding.
AUACUUCACACCAUAAUAGAAUCAAAGGAAGCUCCUUUAACUUCUCUUGGUAACGAACUCAUCCACGUGUCAUAAAUCCGAACCCUUAACUCCGGCGACAAUGUACCGAACGGCGGCGAAGCGUCUUCUCGGCGCUGGUUUAACAACCAGCCGCCUCCUCCGAUCCACCAUCAUCCCUUCUUCUUACACUUCCAAUCUCUGCACUUCAUUGAUGGGUCACACCGAAUCACCGAUUAUUAAUCAAUCGGGUCCCACGGCGGCUUCAUCCUCUUCGUCUUCUUCCACGGGUACAGGGGAAGGACCUCGUAGGAAACCAAGACCCGAGUUCGAGGAAGAGCAGGCUCGUGUUCUCUCUGCGUCUCUCCGUCACGUGGCGAGGUUAGGUUGGACGGAGGAGGCGAUGAUGGCUGGUUCGAGAGACGUUGGUGUGUCUCCUUCCAUUGUUGGGUCUUUCUCCAGGAGAGAAGCUGCACUUGUCGAGUACUUCAUGGAUGAAUGCCUACAACUGCUUAUUGAUAGAGUAGACUCUGGAUUGGAUUUGCAAAACCUCAUUCCGAGUGAACGCAUCCCCAAGCUCAUCAGAAUCCGUUUAGAGAUGCAGGUGCCUUACAUUUCAAAAUGGCCUCAAGCGCUCAGCAUUCAAGCGCAUCCAGUGAACGUGCCAACGAGUUUCAAGCAACGGGCAAUGUUGGUUGAUGAGAUAUGGCAUACUGUUGGAGAUGGAGCCUCUGAUUUGGAUUGGUAUGUGAAGCGCACUGUUCUUGGAGGAGUUUACUCAACCACCGAGAUUUACAUGCUUACCGAUGACUCCCCAGAGUAUCGUGAAACAUGGGCAUUCUUGGAUGACAGAGUCAAAGAUGCUUUUGAUCUGAAGAAAAGCAUACAAGAGGCCAAGUAUUUUGCACAAGACAUUGGAGCUGGAGUUGGGAAAUCGUUUCAAGGACUGAUGAAUGGAGUUAUGCAGACAAUGUCCACAAGGGGUGGUGGUAGUACCUCUGCGUUUUGAGAAGAUCAGACCUUUAAACAAUGAAUUUGCUUCAUUCCUUAUAGUUACUCCAAUAUAUUGAUUUGAGAUAUGCUAUAUAAUAAAUUAUAUCACUAUGAAUGUCUUGAAGUGUAUAAGCCUUUUUGUUGAAUAAAACCAUUGAUUUUGUGAAUGGCGAUGAGUAUUGUGCUA